Messenger RNA from Xiphophorus hellerii (green swordtail), 2375 nucleotides. RefSeq lists its product as uncharacterized. NCBI's taxonomy places the organism in Eukaryota, Metazoa, Chordata, Actinopteri, Cyprinodontiformes, Poeciliidae. Bases 1235 to 2266 code for a protein of 343 amino acids. The record is from RefSeq and is a predicted model, not a curated record. The transcript is spliced from 2 exons.
AUACAUCAAAAGGAUUUUAAAUCAUUUAUUUCACAGAACAGAAAGUCAUUAGGUUAGACAUUAUUUCAAUGUUAUUCAUCAAAGAAAUAAGUUUUGCAUCUACCAUCUUUGAUUUUCCAUCUCAUAACUGAUUUCAUUUAAUUUUAGGAUAUGUGACAAAAGUCUUGACUGCUGAUAUGGCAACAAUGAAGGGCCAGUAAUGGUCCGUUUGGUGAAGCAAAAAGGAUUUGACAGUGAACUUCGGAGCCAGUCGUUUAAUUCUGCUCAAGUUUAUUUUGUGUAUUUCUUAAUAUUAUUGAUGCCCGUCCUGUCCUCGGCCUCCGUUAGUCAUUGAGGUGAAAAGACCACUAAAUAAAGGCCAACUCUGUGUCGCAGUGUUGGGUCGGGUUGUUCCCACAGUUCAGGGGAAUCACUUUUCUGAGUAAUCUUAAUUCACUGACCUGUUUUUCCUUCCAACAUUUGAACUUCCAGGUAAAUGAAACCAAGGUUUGAUCUAAUUUCCUGUGUCUCCUUUGCUGAACUGCCUCAUUGCAGUUUUCACUGAAACUCUUUACAUUAAAAGGGGGGAAACUGAAAUAAUAUUAUAAAUAUUAUAAUAUUAUUAUAAAAUAAUACAUUCAAAGUGAGCCACUUAUUAAGUUACUAUUUUUUUUACUCCUUUUGGAUGAAUAAAGGAUCACAAACUGUCCUAUCUUGAUCAUACACACUUGUAUCAGUGGAGAACUGGACAUUAAACCUUUAUUUCUCCAAACAGCUCUAGUCAAAAGGUCGCCGUGACUUUCACAGUUCCUGAACCUGAAAAAUCCUGUCAUAGUGGGAAAAAAGAGCAGUGCAUUUCCAAGAAUGUUCAGAUCUUGAAAGCUGUAAAAAAAAUAACAGAAGAUGCUAAAUUAUCCCAAAAAAAAUGACUGUUUCCAAACAAUUAAAAUCUAAAAAUGAAGCUAGAUAAAUACUACAAAGGGCACGUAGUUUUAGCUGAUCGUGCAAGAAACCCAUGAAUUAUUAUCCAACUCUUGCCAAAAAUAAAAAAAAAUAACUAUAAAAGCAAAUUUUCCAAAAGGUCAGACUUCACCCAGCUGUGGUGAAGACAAGGGAGAAAUAUCAAGCUAAAACAAAGCUAUUUGGGGACGCGGAGCAAGAUGGCAGCAUAAGUUCGAGCUCCCUUGUCGAAGGAAAAAAGAAACCUCCCUAAUCCAAGGAAAUCAGUCAAAAUACAAUUCUAACCAGACACGAAAUGAGUGGAGGACGCAAGCAGAGAAGUAUAAGGAAGAAAAUGGCAGAAGUAUACAACCCCGACGCUGAGGAAAUGGAAGAAGAAAGCGGCGACUCGAGUCAGCUACAGGCCGUGUUGGAGGGGCUACAUAACAUCACGGCGGAAAUCCGAGACUUUAAAAAGGAGGGGAAGGAGAACCUCACACAAUUCAAAGACGAAUUCAAAGAGGAGGUGAAGCGAGAAUUUAUGGGCUUUAAAGAAGAAAUUAAGAAAAAAGUGGCACAGAAUGAUGCGGAAAUACAAAAACAACAAGAGGACAUGACCGAGGCGCAGGGCCGCAUAGCAGAGCUGGAAGAGAGCAACACUGAAGCGAAGGCCGCCAUUCUGAACCUUUUAAAACAGCAGAGAAAACUACAAGAGAAGCUAACGGAAUUGGAAGGACACGGCAGACGCUGCAACAUGAGAAUUUACAACGUGGCUGAACAAGAAGGUGAAUUAGUCCAAGAAAGGGUGGAGAAGCUGCUACACCGUGAGCUAGCUCUACCGGCCGGAACCGAGUUACAGAUCCAGCGGGCUCAUAGAAGCUUCGGAAAGAGACCUCCACCCGAAGCUAAUCCCAGGUCCAUAGUGGUUAACUUUCUUAAAUACAAAACCAAAGAAGAAAUCCUGACAAAAGCAUGGAAAAAGAAAAUCCAAGUCGAGGGGAAGCGGAUAUUUUUCGACCAUGAUUACCCCACUGAGGUAAUAGAAAAACGCAAAUCCUACUCCAAGAUUAAAAAGGCUCUGAAAGACCGAAAGAUCCGCUUUCAGACGCCAAUGACUAAAAUACGGAUUCACUGGUCAGACGGGAUCAAGAUUUACAACAACGCAGAAGAAGCUGCAAUAGACAUGAGGAGACGAGGGCUGGAGAUGGAGAACCAGAACGACACCGGACCUUCGCCCGAGGAGAGGAGCCAGACGGCGGCAUCCUGGCAGGAGGACAAGUUUGUUGUUAAAUGGGAAAAAUGGAGCGACUACAGACGCAGGCCGAAUGCCACUCUUGUAUCCAGCUAAAUAUGGACACGGUUGUCCAACAUUGUGUAUGAAGUUGAAUGUAUUGAUGCCUCUCCACUGUAUGUGUUCAGAAAUGUUCAAUAAAAAAUAAGUAUAAAAAAAAAAAAAA